AUGCUCAUUAACAAAAUUAUGUAAAAACGAAUACAAAUAUCUAAAUAAAUAAUAAGGUCAAUUUCAAACCUAUUACAAAAAAUUUUUAAAUUACCUUUAACAUCUCUAAGUUUGCCUCAAUUUCUAUUGUCAGAGAAAGUUAAGGAAAAACAAUUAAAAGAAAAUGAUAUGUUAUGGAUUGCAGCAAAUGCUGAGUAUUAGUCUUAUGAAUAAUUUUAGUGAUAAAAGAUGUUCAAUAAAUGAGAUUCAAAAAUUCAUUAAAGAAGAACCCUUACUUGAAUAAUCUCCAAUUAGACUUAUGUAUUUAGGAAAUAAUUAUUUUAACAUAUAAAUCCUAAAAAGAAAAAGACUAUGCUUCAAUUAUUAGAUGCUUAUGUUAAACUUAUCUGAGACAGAGAUCAAAGAUUUCUAAAAUGCCUAAUUCAUUUAUUUUGAUAAUUCAUAUGAAGGGAAAGAUUUAGAUGAAUUGAACAAUGAAGAAAAAGAUUUGCCAGAAUAAAUUUUGUGGCACCUUUAUAGUUUAAUGAUAUUUGAUAGAAUAAGUAGCCAAUAUGCUAGAUAUGAGUAUUUAGAUUAAUUUAGAAUCAUUGAAUAUUUUGAUAAAAAGGAUAAAGUAAUUUUUGAUUAUUAUUUAUUUAUAGGAAAAAAUUAAUCCAGUAAAGUAUGUUUUUACAUCUCAUCCUACUUAACCUAAUUCUCUUACUUAAUUGAUAGCUAUAAGUCGAAUGCUUUAGGGAAUAUAAUAAAAUGAUUACCAAUAUCUCAAGUAUGCUGCAAAACUAUUUAUCCAAUCAAACAAACAGCGUGUAUUUAAUGUAAUUGAUUUUAUGUAUUCUUCAGAAAGUUUCUUAUAUUCAGGAUCUCUAAUCUAUCAUUCUUAAUACUUACCUAAUCUCAUUAAAGCUGUAGCCUAAGCUUAUGAAUUAGGCUUAAGAAUUCAGAGGAAUUUAUUGAAACCUCUGAAACUUGGUUAACAUUUGAUUUUGAAAAUCAUCCUGGAAGGGUUAUUUUAUAUUAAUUGAUAUUUAGGAAAUUGGAAUAAUGACAUAUACACACAAUUUAACUAUCGAACUAACUUUACAAUAAUUUUAAGAAUAUAUUGCUGAAGCAAAAUUCGAAGACCAAAUUUAUUUUAAACCAAUGUUAGAGUUAUAUGAAUAGGGUUUAGGGUAUAGCAGAUAAAUAAGAGAAUUGAGUGAUAAGUUUAGAGUGAAAAAUGAAAUAUCGGUGAAGGAAUUUUUUCAAUAGUAACCAAUUUACAAUAUCAAAAAAAUAGAAGAUUAAAUUGAAUAAGUUUUAGAGCUAAUUUUACUACAAAAUGACAACUCCAAAGAUUAUUUUAUAGCUUUGAAAUUAGAAAAUUAUAUAAGAUUUUUAGGCUAACUGGUGUGCUGGGUUAAAUCAGAAUAACUGGGGAAGAGUUAACAGAUGUAUUUAUUUAUAAAUUUUAAAGAUAAACAAAAUGAUUAAAAACAUUUUUAAAGAAAUAUCUCUUCUUAAUGCAAGCGGGCAAGCAGCAGAUAUGGUAAUUAUUGCCAACUUUUAAACUUAAUCUUAAUAUGAUUUAGUAAAUGAAUUAAUUAAUCAAUAUAAAGUUUAAAAUAUGGAAAUAGUACCUUUAUUAGAAUCAUUUUCAUCAAAAAAUAAUACCGAUUCCAGAAUAACUAUGAUAGCAAGCAGUGAUAAGAGAUAAAGAGAUGGUUUGAUUUUGACAGAGCUUAAAAAUAUGAGAGAGUACAAAAGAAAUCCAGAAAAAAAUAUCUAUAUGGGUCAAGGUAUUACCCCAGAAAGAGGUGGAGGACCUUAUGAGCUAAUUCAUACGAAAUAUUAUGCGCUUACAAGAGCAUAGCGAAAACUUCAUAUUAGAACGAUACAAGGCCAUUAUUUUACAUCUGAAUUUGUAAGUGAAGAUGUUGCAUUUGCCUUCAUGCUAAGUGGGUUAGCCAAUAUUAAUUAUAGUGAUGAUUUUGAACCAAGUUACCAAUACAUGGAUUUUUUAUUUGAAUUAGGUAUUUUUUUCCGUAAAUUUAGACAAUUUUGUUGGUGUACCUUAAAGAGCUAUGUAAAAAACAAAAGAAUACAAUGAUUUGUAUGUAAAGAAUUAGGUAGUUAAAACUAUGGUGGAAUCAUUCAAUUUUGGAGGGAGUCGAGAGACGGCAAAGGCUUUUGAAAAUUUAAAGAACUAAAGAGCUAUCGUCCAAGCCUAUUGCAAUAGUGAUAGAUGCUCCUUUACUAACCCAGAAUUGGCAUAUUGGGAUAGAGUUCCGUAAGAAUUAGUAAAUAAAAUAGCUACAUAUUACUAUAAUUAUCAUCCUCAUAUGAAAUAUUUACUCUAUAUGUAUGCUCUAUGGUUAGAAGAAGCUACUUAGAUUUUGCCAAAAAAGAAGUUGGUUUAGAUUCUUCUAAUCCUUAUUUUUAAGCUAUGUAAAAAGGAACAGCAGCUAUGAUAGCAAUUUUGGAUCAGUUAGGUUUAGGAAACAAUAGUACACCUAUGAUUGCAAUUUGGAAGUAACAUUUAGGAUGUUAGUUACAAUCAAUGGAAACUGAAACAGAUUAGAAAUUUAAGACCUUUAUAACACUAAAUAAAUGAUAGUUAUAUUAAUUAAAAAGAUUGUCAAGCACGGUAUUUUAGAAACAGAUGGAUUUGCAAACUAAAGAAAAUUGAGACGCUUUCAAUCAACGUUAGCAAAUAUGACUUCUUUUGCUGGAAAGUUGCCAUAUUAUCCUUCUUAGAAUAUUAAUGA
This is a messenger RNA of Paramecium pentaurelia, 2744 nucleotides long. Lineage: Eukaryota; Ciliophora; Oligohymenophorea; Peniculida; Parameciidae. The record is from the annotation of a GenBank genome assembly.